AUGCCAUCGUCAAUGUUCACCUCCACCACCGCACCAGUACUAGUCCCACCCAUAAAUUUCUCCCUCGUCGCACCAGGUAUAUAUCGAUCAGGCCAUCCCAAUCGGAAAAACCUCACUUUCCUAUCCAAGCUCAACCUAAGGGGUAUAGUCUACUUGGAGAACGAAGAUGAACCCUAUCGACAGGAUUCACUAGAUUUUGUCAAUAGCUCUCACCUCAACCUAUAUCGAUUUGAUCUAAGUAAAGAAUCGACAUUGUUUACUCCAGAGGGUAAACAGAAACUGGAAAGUUUGUUGGUAAAACUGUUAGAUAGACGGAACCACCCUUUGUUGGUACAUGACGAUACGGGUAAAGGGACUGCUACGUUGAUUUGUGCUUUGAUAAGAAGGUUUCAAAAUUGGAGUUUGACGGGUGCGUUCGCCGAGGGAGAUAUGUUUGCUGGACCUGCGGGUGGGGCGGAGGGGGUUGGAUUGGGUGAAGCUGGUAUGGAAUUCAUAGCAUCAUUCGAUCCGAAGAAAGUCAAUUAUGACAGAAACCAUAAACCCGAUUGGGUGGAUUGA
Molecule: messenger RNA, 558 nt
Organism: Kwoniella botswanensis
Lineage: Eukaryota; Fungi; Basidiomycota; Tremellomycetes; Tremellales; Cryptococcaceae
Exons: 2
Coding region: 1-558 (185 amino acids)
Cellular component (GO): cytoplasm
Molecular function (GO): phosphatase activity; inositol diphosphate tetrakisphosphate diphosphatase activity
Source: RefSeq, a predicted model, not a curated record